CCUCCAGGCCCCGCCCCCCAGGCCAGCGAGCAUGGUGGUGCUAAAGGGCGUCCCCGCGGUGCUGUCCCCGGAGCUGCUCUUCGCGCUGGCGCGGAUGGGGCACGGAGACGAGAUCGUUCUUGCAGACGUGAACUUCCCCACCUCCGCCGUCUGCAGGUGUGGCCCCGAGGAGAUCCGCGCCGACGGUGAGCCACCACCUCCUGCGCGGUGGGGUUGGGGAAGUUGGGCAGUCAUCCUGGACCUCGGCUCCCCAUCCAUUACCAAGCACCCACCAGUGACCCAGGAAAUCCCAGUACCAGAUCCUCGAGACUCUCCCUGCAGCCCCCAGCCCCCAGAGCUCCUGGAGGCCGUGCUGAAGCUGCUGCCACUAGACACCUAUGUGGAGAGCCCGGCUGCUGUCAUGGAGCUGGAGCCCAGUGACCGGGAGAGGGGCCUCCAGACCCCGGUGUGGAGAAGCUACCAGUCCAUCCUCCUCGGAGCUGGCUGCACAAGCACCCUGGCAAAGAUAGAGAGAUUUGAGUUUUACAACCGGGCCAAAAAGGCUUUUGCUGUUGUAGCAACUGGGGAGACGGCUCUCUACGGAAACCUCAUCCUCAAGAAGGGGGUGCUGGCCCCCGAUGCCCUGCCCUGUUCUAGGCCUGUGAAGACCGCCCCAGGCCCAGAGAGGGACCUGGACUCCUGAGCCCGACAACGCUACCAGCAGGCCCACCCGGCAGCACCCAGGCCUCACCCAGCCGGAGGCUCCAGGGGCGGGUCCUGGGGUCCCCUGCUGACGGGGGCUGGGAUUCCUUCGAUUUAUGAAAAUGAUGGCAAAGUAUAGUGAUUGUGAAUGUUCCGUCUAAAGGUUUGAACAGCAGCUUUUUCUCACUCACAAAGGCCUGUGUGGUGCUGAGCACAAGGGAGGCCAUUGGCUUCUCAGAGAGCAGCCCCCCGCCCGCCCUCCAUGAACCCUCAGGUGGAAGUCAGGCCUCCCUCCUCCCAGUGGGUUUGGGCUGCCUGACUCGGCGAGUCCCUGGGCUUGGGGCAAGAGCUCACAGGUAGAGACCCUCAGGGGGGAAACCGCACAGAGGACCUGGGGGCCGGGGCUGUGACCUGGGGGCCUG
Molecule: messenger RNA, 1103 nt
Organism: Diceros bicornis minor
Lineage: Eukaryota; Metazoa; Chordata; Mammalia; Perissodactyla; Rhinocerotidae
Gene: FUOM
Product: fucose mutarotase
Exons: 6
Coding region: 32-682 (216 amino acids)
Biological process (GO): fucose metabolic process
Molecular function (GO): fucose binding; racemase and epimerase activity, acting on carbohydrates and derivatives
Source: RefSeq, a predicted model, not a curated record